Molecule: messenger RNA, 1713 nt
Organism: Iphiclides podalirius (scarce swallowtail)
Lineage: Eukaryota; Metazoa; Arthropoda; Insecta; Lepidoptera; Papilionidae
Source: the annotation of a GenBank genome assembly
AUGAGGACCUUUGUGAUAUUAAUUUCCGUGUGCGCUGUCGUAAACGCACAGUUUACGGAUUCUGGCGAGUCAGCUUUCGAAGAAAACUUGGAGAAUGUAGCCGAUCCGGGAAUCGGCGAGGCGAGUUUCAGCGGGUUUAAGAGCAGAGGCGAAGGCGGAGCCAGCACUGCGCGCCUCGUAGAUUUCGACCAGUCCAGCAAGGAGGCUAGGGCUUACGACGAGGACAGCGAAGUCAUAACCGGCGUCACCGAUUCCGACAGUUUUGUGAACAACGCAGACCCCUUCCGCCAGCCCAACGUGCAAGCGCCUCAAGAUCAGUACGAGUCACAAUCCGCACCGAGGCCCGCAAAUACAAGGUGCCUGGAGAAAAACGAACGCUAUCCCGUCCCAGGCAGUUGCGACAGAUACAUAGAAUGUUUGAACGGUACCGCUGAAGAAAAGCUAUGUCCUGAUGGUCUCCGCUACAACCCUAACGUUAAGUUUAACGUGUAUCCUUGCCAGUACCCGAACGAUGUGCCCUGUCGCGAACGUUCCGCUCUGCAACCCCCCCAACCGACCGCCGACUGUCCCCACCAGUUCGGCUACUUCAAGACCGGCGAUUCGAAGAACUGCACCGGCUUCAGGAACUGCGUGAACGGUGUGGGCUAUGACUUCGAAUGUCCUGAGGGUCUGGCGUUCAGCUCCGAUACGUACAGAUGCGAGUGGCCUGACCAGGUGUCGGACUGUGACGCAGAAGCUUUCCUCGGCUUUAAAUGUCCCGAGGUACCCGUUUCAAAGGAGCUUGGUCCCCCUGCUGGCUACAGAUUCUACAGAUCUUCCACUGACUGCCAGAAGUACUUCCUCUGCAUCGACGGAAAGCCGCGUAGACUGAGUUGCGGCGGUUUCUCUGCCUACGAUGAGCUCACGUCAUCGUGCGUCGCCGCGGACGAAAUCGAGUCCUGCCCCGCCGAGCUGAAGAGUGCAGCCGCUCGCUCCAGGGCCGCGGAGGAGCAGCGCUUGGCCGCCGAGGAGAUCCUGACCAAAAAGUGGCAGAGCGGCCAACCGCUCAUCAGCACGGUCGCCCCGACGCCUUACAGACAACGCCAGUACACCGCGACGCCGGCAAAGUACGAACAGUACUACAGCUCCGUAACUCCUGAGCUGUUUGGUGAUUUCGAUUCGUCGACCACCGGCGAGCCGUCGGAUGCAUACAAGGCGACUUAUAAGACGUGCCCUGAUGGUCUCCAUUUCAUCCGUGAUGUCGUGUGGCCCACAUAUCCUUGCGCUUACCCGUCAGACGCCCAGUGCGACUCCAACGACGCUCCUCAGCAAGCAAUGCCCACUGCCGAAUGCAAGCACCAAUACGGAUUCUUCGCGUCACCUUUGGCGACCCGCUCCGACUGUGGCAAAUACCGCAUGUGCGUGGAGGGCAAGGCUUUCGAAAUGGAGUGCUCGACUGGUUUGGCCUUCAAUCCUGAGACCGGUCGCUGUGACUGGCCUGAUCUUGUACCAACUUGCGACGCUGAAGAAUUCCUCGGCUUCAAGUGCCCCCCUGCCACCUACGACGAGUUCGGUAAAGCUUACGUGGUGAAUUUUGGCAUCCAGGGAAGCUGCCAUUACUUCUACUCCUGCAUGGAGGGCGUUGCCCGUCUGCUGCUCUGCGACACCGGGUACGCAUUCGACAAGACCGUCAACCGCUGCGUCGACGCUACUCGCGUCCAAUGCACGGAGGGA